Messenger RNA from Homalodisca vitripennis (glassy-winged sharpshooter), 174 nucleotides. RefSeq names its product intestinal-type alkaline phosphatase-like. NCBI's taxonomy places the organism in Eukaryota, Metazoa, Arthropoda, Insecta, Hemiptera, Cicadellidae. The record is from RefSeq and is a predicted model, not a curated record. Gene Ontology annotation, molecular function: phosphatase activity. The transcript has a single exon. The annotation marks the transcript as partial.
AAUCUCGACGCUCAGAUCGGCGAGUCGUCCGCCUGCGCUACGGCACACCUCUGCGGUGUAAAGGCGAACUUCGAGACUGUCGGCCUGGACAUCAGAGGGAAGUUCGGGAACUGCACGUCUAGCUUCGUGUCGAGGGUGGAGUCCCUCAUUGACUGGGCUCAAACAGGAAGGUGA